AUGUUUAUCUUAGUAUCCGUUGUAAAUAUAUGUACAUAUAUACAUCUACAUAUGUUCCCAUUAAUUAGUACAUUUACCUCAAUAGGGUUGGGCGUCCUCAUGAAAGAUAAAGGGAAGGAAGGAAAAACGAUAAAAGCACAAAAUGUGACAUAUCAAACAUUUGAGAAAUACGUUGAGUCUUCUUCAUUCUUUUUCCUCGUCCACAAUUUUCUCAAUUCAUCAACGAUGAAAACGCUACUGCUGAUGAGCAAUAACAAUAGUAUAUCAGAGAUACCAAGUUUCUCAGUUUUAAAGAUACUUUGGAAAAAUGGUAUAUAUAUAGCGCACAUUUGA
Messenger RNA from Saccharomyces cerevisiae S288C, 333 nucleotides. RefSeq names its product Hur1p (gene HUR1). The record is from RefSeq and is marked reviewed. Gene Ontology annotation, cellular component: membrane. Bases 1 to 333 code for a protein of 110 amino acids. The transcript has a single exon. Lineage: Eukaryota; Fungi; Ascomycota; Saccharomycetes; Saccharomycetales; Saccharomycetaceae.